This is a messenger RNA of Carlito syrichta (Philippine tarsier), 651 nucleotides long. It is a transcript of the gene FAM167A, whose product is annotated as family with sequence similarity 167 member A. Bases 1 to 651 code for a protein of 216 amino acids. NCBI's taxonomy places the organism in Eukaryota, Metazoa, Chordata, Mammalia, Primates, Tarsiidae. The record is from RefSeq and is a predicted model, not a curated record. The transcript has 2 exons.
AUGUCUGUGCCCCAGAUCCGCGUAGAGGAAGCGGGCGGGGAGGAGGGGGCCGGAGCCGUGGCGCCGCCCGACGACCACCUCCGGAGCCUGAAGGCCCUCACCGAGAAGCUGCGGCUGGAGACCCGCAGGCCCUCCUACCUGGAAUGGCAGGCCCGGCUGGAAGGGCAGACGUGGCCCUUCCCACGGCCGGCGGCGACCGUGGGGCCAGAGACGAGCUUGGCGCAGGAGGCGCGUGGGGCGGAGGAGCCCUUACUGCCGCCGAGAGAGCCCAGGCAGCAUCCCUGCCCGGCCAGGAGUGCCAGCCCGGGCCCCGGGCCCCAGUCUGCCGGCAAGCUGGAAGGCUUUGAGAGCAUCGAUGAAGCUAUAGCCUGGCUCAGGAAGGAACUGACGGAGAUGCGGCUGCAGGACCAGCAGCUGGCCCGGCAGCUCAUGCGCCUGCGCGGCGACAUCAACAAGCUGAAGAUCGAGCACACCUGCCGCCUUCACCGGCGGAUGCUCAAUGAUGCCACCUACGAGCUGGAGGAGCGGGACGAGCUGGCCGACCUCGUCUGCGACUCCCCGCUGGCCUCCUCCUUCAGCCUCUCCACGCCGCUCAAGCUCAUCGGGGUCACCAAGAUGAACAUCAACUCCCGGAGGUUCUCCCUCUGCUGA